CUCCGGCAAGAGAUCCAGCGCUGUUACAGUGGAAACAGGACAACAGAGACUGGUCGAUUACACUUGAAUUACUUCUAAAUGUUUAAUUUUUACUUCUAAUAUUCGUUAAACAAGCUUAAAUGUAAGCAGUGUUUUUUAAAGUGUUUUCAUAAUUUCUUUGUAUGACAGCCUGGCCAAAAAUUAUGUCGCACAAUUUGGAAUGUUUCAUUGCGUCAUUAUUGCAAUUAAUACAAUUGACUCCAAGCACAACGCAAUAUGAUUACAAAACCUUUAACACAUUUUUAAUCAUAUUUGAAUAAAGGGUAAAGAUUAAAUUUUCAUAAUCCAGACAUCACUUUUGACCACCACUGUAUGUGCAAACCUGUAAACAGUCAAAUUUGGGAAGAGAAAGAACCAUGAGCAUCCCGUGGGAGUUUGUCAGAGCUGGGAAGCUUGAAUGCAGGGUUAAAGGUACAUUACAGCACGUCAACACAGCGUCAGAGGGGCCGUCCUCCCUCCCUCCCUCCUGCUUUCACUGCCCGCUGCACAAUGAGCCUUCCUGCCAGCUGAAUGCGGUUCAUGCACUCCAGCGCCACGAGAGGAAGUGCUGCAUGCUUUCUUUUCCUCUUUCUUUCUCAUUUCCUUCCCCUAAAUCCCAGUCCUUCUCAGUCACUCUCGCAAGCUGGUUUGCAGCAGACCGCUGGCUGUAGUGAUUUAACAAGAGAAGGAGGAGCUGCAGAAGCCGGCAGACGAGGAAAAGCCCCUUCUAGACUUCCUUCUCCAGGGCAGGAGGAAAAGAGACCCAUGGAGAACGAGUCCCUCCCUCCUCUGCCAACAUUCAGCCCGGCCGUACCGCCGUACGUGAAGCUGGGUCUGACGGUGGCGUACACCGUCUUCUACUCGCUGCUCUUUGCGUUCGUGUACGCGCAGCUGUGGCUGGUGCUGCGAUACCGACACAAGCGCUUCAGCUACCAGACUGUGUUUCUGUUCUUGUGUCUGCUGUGGGCGGCUCUGCGUGCACUGCUCUUCUCAUUUUAUUUCAGAAACUGCGUGACAGCCAACACACUGGGACCCUUCUCUUUCUGGCUGCUCUACUGUUUUCCCGUCUGCCUGCAGUUCUUCACGCUCAGCCUCAUGAAUCUUUAUUUCGCACAGGUCAUUUUCAAGGCCAAGUAUAAAUAUUCACCAGAACUUCAGAAGUACAGGCUGCCGCUGUACCUGCUGUUCCUGUGCAUCAGCAUCAUCUUCCUGCUGGUGAACCUGACCUGUGCGCUGCUGGUGAAGAUGACAAAGGCCGACACAGAGACUGUAGUGCUGGUGCGUGUGGCCAUCAACGACACUCUGUUUGUCCUCUGUGCCGUCUCACUCUCACUGUGUCUCUACAAGAUCGCCAAGAUGUCUUUGGCCAACAUCUACCUGGAGUCCAAGGGAACAUCUGUGUGUCAGGUGACUGUAAUCGGAGUGACAGUGAUCCUGCUGUACUCGUCCCGUGCGUGCUACAACUUAGUGGUGCUGGCACUGACAAAAAUCAAGAGCAUCAACUCAUUCAACUACGACUGGUACAACGUAUCAGACCAAGCAGAUCUGAAGUCGACAUUAGGUGACGCUGGUUACGUGGUUUUUGGAGUGAUUCUGUUUGUUUGGGAGCUGCUGCCCACUUCCCUGGUGGUCUUCUUUUUCAGAGUUCGUAAGCCGGCUCAGGAUCGGAGUGCAGCAGUGAUCCCCGGGCACAUGUUCUCAUCUAGAGCUUAUUUCUUUGACAACCCCCGGCGUUAUGACAGCGAUGAUGACCUCGCAUGGAGUAUCAUCCCACAAAACAUUCAAGCCAGUCUUACGCCGGACAGCUAUGACUGGAGCUCUCAGAACAACAGUUUCACCGCCUACGUCGAAAGUGAAGACUCUCGUCUAGUGCCAGAGGAGUUAAAUCCCUACUAGAACUUUCCCAUUGAGGAGUCUGAUUAUUUUGCACAUUCCCCAUCACUGUGGAGUCAGUCAUGGGUAAUAAUACAUUUCCACAGAUAUUUAUUAAGGUAUCUCAAUAUAAUACCACAGUUGGAAGCAAAACUACCAAUCAUUUUCUCUAUAAAGAAUUAAAAUCUUACCAAUGAUGUGCAGAGUUGCCGAGUGAAGUGCUGCGUUAUGUUUCCGUAGAAUUAAAUGUGAUUUCAAAAACACUACCCAUAAUCCUGGGGAGAGAUCAAUCAGAGAAGUCCCAUGAUGCACUGCAAAUUAAUUAAUCAAGUCUCCCUACUUUCCACAUACUAAUACUUGUACAUUUAAAUACUUGUAUUUGUAUUAAACAUUAGUUUUUAAAUAUCAUAAAUAUAUUUAUUUACAUAUAAACCUAAAAUAUAUUUUAUAAUCAGUGACUUUAAGUCAAUAGUUUUAUAUUGUACAGUUGUUUUUGCUUCAAUUAUUUGCAAUGCCUUAAGUAGUUCAUUGCCUCAUUAAAGAAAUUAAAUACAAUUUCUUCAUCUUUUCAUCCUAUAGAGAAAAUGAAUGGGAAAAUUCUUUUAUAAUCAAUGCUGCCAAAAAAGCAUGCGUUCAUCAUUGCGUUAUAUUCUUUAAACUUUUAGGCCAGUAGUAUUCGCCUCAGAUUCUACUCUGAAUCAAGCUAUUUUUCUGAGUUUACACUGUCAAUUAUAUACAUAAGCAUAUAUGAAUUAAUAUAUUAUGUAUACUAGAUAAGUAUACUAACAUUCUGAAACCUUUUGUUGCUCUUUUCAUGUUGCUGCUCUAUAAACAAAAUCAGCUUCUUCAUUUCAGUUCUAUUCAGAUUUAGGACACAAACCUGUUUAACAAAACUUGGCCUGAGCUGUGAAACAUCACAUGGAAAAUUUAUAUUUUUGGAGAUACACAUUUUUCUAUCGACAACUGCAUUAACAGAAUGAUAAUUUUAUGAAGAAUAAAAUAAAAGUAUUUAUUUUGAAAUUGUCAGAAUUAGGAGUUGGAUUGUUGUCCAUUGUUUUUAUAAAUACAUUUUUAGUGUUUGAUUGUACAGUUUGUAUCUUUGUUGGCUUUUGCACUCAUGUGUCACUUUGUAAGACUUUUUGUUUUCUACAUUAAUAAAAGAGAAAUGAUCAAACCCUAAGGCUGUUUUAACCACUGGAUUAGAUUACCUGCAUUAUUUCAGCAUAAAUAAACUAAUAAUGACUGAUUUUAUAGGUUAUAACAUAAACCCUUAAAAUACAUUAUCAAGUGAACAAAUAUGAUGCUGAGUAAACUUCUGACAGUAAGAGGCAGGAUGUGCUUUCUACUACGGUAAACAAUGAAAGUAAUGUUGUUCUUGCCAAUAAUAUACUCAUUCAUAUCUUUUUUUAGAUGCACACUGUAGCUGCUCGUCCAUUAUAAAAGAGUGUUGUUUUGUCUGAAGCCUCCAUUCAGUCAGACGUACAACAGAGCGCUUGGGCUCACAGUGACGUGUACUGUAAGAGCUGGCAUGUGUCUC
Messenger RNA from Megalobrama amblycephala (Wuchang bream), 3427 nucleotides. RefSeq names its product G protein-coupled receptor 137Ba (gene gpr137ba). The coding region runs from base 550 to 1914 and encodes 454 amino acids. Lineage: Eukaryota; Metazoa; Chordata; Actinopteri; Cypriniformes; Xenocyprididae. The record is from RefSeq and is a predicted model, not a curated record. The transcript has 7 exons. Gene Ontology annotation, biological process: negative regulation of osteoclast differentiation; negative regulation of bone resorption; positive regulation of TORC1 signaling. Gene Ontology annotation, cellular component: lysosomal membrane.